Molecule: messenger RNA, 3984 nt
Organism: Biomphalaria glabrata
Lineage: Eukaryota; Metazoa; Mollusca; Gastropoda; Planorbidae
Exons: 7
Coding region: 1578-3782 (734 amino acids)
Source: RefSeq, a predicted model, not a curated record
AAAUUCUCGCUUUCACUUGUGUCACGUGCGCUAAGCUCUAAAUAUAGAAAACGGUGGGGGUGACCAAACAUGCAAGCACAGCCUGACCUACAUAGCAACAUUUUUUUUUUGUUCAGUUGCUCUGAACUUUAAUGUGUUGUGUUUGACUCCGAUGCAAACCUUAAGGCAACGAGUACAGCCUCGGGCUAAACUAUUAUACAUAGUAAGAGUGUCAGGUUCUGUCCGGUGGAAAAAUAUGCAACAUGUGUAGUGAGUUGAGCUUCGUCUGUGGUGACAAUAGAUGCAUUCUAAACAAUUUCGUCUGUGAUUUAGAUGAAGAUUGUGAAGAUGGUAGUGACGAGCUCAACUGUCCAAAUGACUGCAGUGGAGCAAACCAGUUCAAAUGUGACAAUGGGAAAUGUCUUGGCAAGUCUAGGACGUGUAACAGACAUAACGAUUGUGGCGAUAACAGUGAUGAAUCGUACAAUACAUGUUAUGCGGCAUCUCAUUUUGGAUAAGAAGACUAAUCACCAGGAAAGAAAACACCUUCAUUUAUAACAGACUUCCAAUGGAGCCUAAAUAGUAUUUAAGUACAUAUUGUCUAAUAUGUUUAAAAUGUAUGUAUUUUUUAAAAUAAAGUUGAUUAGAAAUAUAUAUGUAUGUGUUGGAAGACUGUGUCUUAUGACAGAGAGUGUCAUACAAACAAGAAACACGAUGACUUGUUUAAAACAAAGAAUGUUGGUGCCAGAUCUAUAACAACAAACUAUCGGUGACUUUUUAUGAAUUCUGCAUUUUAUCUCUGUCUCUCUCUCUCUCUCUCUAAGUCAGGCAGGCCUUAAUUAUAGUACCUCCAUUAAAGAAGUACCCUACUUCCCUUAAAAAAAGUACUCAUAGUACCUCCAUUAAAGAAGUACCCUACUUCCUUUAAAAGAGUACUCAUAGUAACUCCAUUAAAAAAGUACCCUACUUCCUUUAAAAAAGUACUCAUAGUACCUCCAUUAAAAAAGCACCCUACGUCCUUUAAAAAAGUACUCAUAGUAGUACCUCCAUUAAAGAAGUACCCUACUUCCUUUAAAAAAGUACCCAGACCCGUGUUUAAAGUACUCUUGACACGCUUUUGUUUUUUCCAAAGUUCAAUUGAUUUGUAACCUUCGGUCCCUGUCAAUGUUUACAGUGACAACAAGACCUGUCCCCACCAUCUGCUCCCCUCACAUACAUCAACACUUGCUUGUUGCAAUUAGAUCUUUGUAUUCUGUCUAUCUGUCUUGUCAAGCUUGAGGUGGUGAAGAUUAUAGCCAAUACACGCCAGUUGUGUCACAAAGUUUCCCGGGACUUGUUUUUUUUUUUUUUUGUAUAAUAAACCAGUGCUGGUUUUUUUGAUAAUAUAAAAAUAUUUCACACAAAUUCUGCCUUUCAUGUGAAUAAUUCAUUGUUACUCAUUUGAAUUGAUUUUGUUCAUUUUUUUAAUGCAUUACAACUAUUAUAAAAAUAAAAAAACAACAACAAAAAACAACAGCAAAUUAUUUGCCUUUAUAUUUAAACAAAUUGUACAUAAUUUAAUUACAUUGCCGAGCUGAGAUUCUGGAAUACAAUCAUAAAUGAAAGCACUGAUUUAUAUAACCACUGGGAUGGUAGCGAAUCUUGUGAUUCUCUUCUACUACAUGCCUGAUAUCAGAGUCAAGCCAAAGGAAGUCGAAGCAGUUUCAACAUCUAUAUCCAAUGAUUGGUGGAUCAUUGUUGAUGCUGUCAAUGGUCAGUGCACAGAUGUGUCAGCACUGACCAAGCAAGUCAACUGGAGGACUGUGGUCGUGGUCGACAAGUAUCAACCUGUUCUUGAUUGCAAAUCUCCAAUGUGUCUGCAACUAACUUGGGACUAUGUGAGAACUGAAAUGAGCCACUUCUCCACCACUGGACUUCUCGAUGGACCUUCCAAGCUCUCUGGCUUCCUGUACGCCAUACAGAACGGCGCCACCAUUCUUUUUGACGCAGACUGUGACACAAGACUGGACAAUAUUACCGACAGCUUUCAUUUACUAAAUGAUCAACAAUCAGGUUUAUGGUACAACGGCACAAAUAGUUUUAACCCGUUUAGACAUUGGGGACUAGAAGAUGUUUUCUCUUUGGAAUCCAAACAGAGCAACAAUCUCUCUACCAGCUCACACCAGGACAUUCAUGAUUUUAUUGUAACCGAUGUUAAGUCAUUGCCGAUAAGACAGGGUGUUAUCGUUUCUGAGAAAACAUGCUUCCAGAGAUCCAAGUCAAACACGGGACAUAAACAUUUAUUCUCUCAAAAAACACCAAUCGUGUCAGGGUUUCCAUCAUUUGCACCUCUAAGUACAGGGCCAGCCAUCUUUUUAAAAGAGGCGUUUCUGUUUCUGUUUAUUCCACCAUCAGUGAGCAGUGAAUCAGGUCAACUGUUUCGUUCUUUAUGGAUGCAUGCUUUAAGAAGUAUCUGCAACCUUCCCAUCGCUUAUUAUCCUGAGCCUCUGCUUCAACAGAGUGGGUCUCAAUUUCAGUGCGCAAUACUUAACGAUAACAACGGCGGUGCUUCGGCCACUAACGAUCCGGUCUCGGAGUGCAUGCCCAUGCAGACAUGCAGCACUGCAGAUGUAGCGUGUUACUUUAUGAUAGCUCAGCAGAUACUUCACUGCAUGAUUCCUUUCUUUGCCUCAUUUACCAACAUCAACAAAUUGGUGGCCUACACCGAGGCGUGGGUGCGUGAUAUGGUGUUUUUACGUUGCCACAGAACUCACGUCUACAACGUUCCCUCCGGGAUCUUAAAUAAAAUACAUUAUCAAAUUCCACAUCAGGUCAAAAAAUUUACAAAUUUGUCUCAAAAGGAAACAGAAAAUGUGUUUAGAUCAGUGAACUCGCUGUGUGGAAUAAAACAAGACCAAAAGCCAAAGCUAGUUAGGGCAAUGUCUAGUCCCCAGGUCACUGAUGUUGCUUUGAUAGUCGUUAUGAAUUACAAGCAAGUCUUUCAGUCUCUUGGUUUUACAGAGUUUGUCCACAGACUAUAUUUUAAGUACAUCAUCUACUGCGUCCCGUCUUUCUCUGGAUUCGAAAGUUAUACGGAAAAAGAGGACAUGACCCACAUCACGUACAUUGAUGGAGUGGCUGAUGGUUGGGAAUUCUUUUACCGUUGUACGGAGAUUGUAAUGAAGCUCAGGAUGCCAGUUCAAGGUUACCUGCAGAUUGGUGAUGACGUCCUUCUGAGUCCAUGGAAUCUCGCCAGUCUACCAAGAAAUGUUAUGUGGGUGAACAACCAAAGAGGGAAGGUACAUCUACAUAAGAUUCAGACGUCUUUCGCCUGGGAACAUUGGAACAAGGAAUAUGGACAAAGGGCUAUUGUCAAUGUGUUCCAUGAGAUGAAAGCUGUUGCGAAUUCAUCAUCCGUAAAGAAACCAAGAGUUGCUGAUUUUUCUAGAGCAUUUCUAAAGAAUGUCGCUGAAAAUCUUGGUGCUGAUUACGUUCUGUACGGAAAUACGGAUAUUUUUUACGUUCCGGAUAGACUAAGCCGAGAGUUUAUCGUAGCCGCGGAACUGUUUUUCAGACAUCGGUGCAUGACUGAGAUUGCGUUGCCUGUCAUACACGUUGGACUGACAAAACCAGAUCAAAUUGUAUACAUUCCAGGAGUUGUUUUAUGGGGGUCCAACAGGUCAGUUUCUUGGCGAUAUUUUAGAAACGAUCCUUCGGCCUUUAUUCACCCAUUCAAGUGGUUGUCUCUUUCUAAGAAGAAAGAAGGAAGAUCAUUUCUGUGCAAUAAAUAUUUACAUUUACUAGAAGCGAAAAUUAUACAUUAAUUAUUAUAGCUUGAAUUAAGACAAUGUAUGUCUUUUAAUGUUAUAGAAAUAGAUGAAAGAUGUGUAAAUUUCACUUUUAGACUUAAUGAAUAAAUUAAAAAAAACAACAACACUUUUGUUGUAUAUCUUAAGCCAAUAUGUACAAUUCUAUACACACUUUAAUUAUUUACAUUCCUAUUAUAUAAAUAUCUUACAACUGACA